AUGUCCGCAUCCUCCAUCAAGCAGCUCGUCGUCGACCUCCAAAAGGCUUCGGCGCCGACGACGAUCAACGACAUCCUGAAAGCGCUGACGGCGGCCAAGGUCACGGUGGCCAUGCUCCACGAGUUCAAGUGCGGCGCCGUCGUGUCGAAGCUGCGCAAGCACGAGGACGCCGGCGUGUCGGCGUCGGCCAAGGCCCUCAUCAAGAAGUGGAAGGAGCUCGCGGCGGCCGCCGGCGUGCCGUCGACGCCGCGCGCCUCCGGCUCGAGCCCGCGCGAGGGCCAGGCGUCGUCGACCGCCGAGACCGCGGCGGGCUUCGAGGUCGCGGACCUCGGCGAUGCCGUGCGCCAGAGCUCGCGGAAGAAGCUCCUCGAGGUGCUCUCCGAGGGCGGCGCGCCCGCGGGCGCCGCGCGCGCGGCCGAGGCCGUCGAGCGCGAGAUGCACGGGCGCUGGGCGAACCUCGCCGACGCCAACGUGAAGCGCGACUACGUCGCGAAGCUGCGCCAGCUCAGCUUCAACCUCAAGAAGAACCCGGACCUCCGCGCGCGCGUCGCCGGCGGCGGCGUCACGCCCGCGGAGCUCUGCUCCAUGUCCGUCGACGAGCUCGCGACGCAGGAGGUCCAGGCCGAGCGCAAGAAGAUGGCCGAGUUCCAGCACGACGCCCGCUCCCUCGACUGGGACAAGAAGAACCGCGACCGCAAGACCAUGUACCCCUGCGGCAAGUGCAAGUCGACGAAGGUCUCCAACUACGAGAAGCAGACGCGCUCCGGCGACGAGCCCAUGACCCAGUUCUUCGAGUGCGCCGACUGCGGCAACCGGUGGCGCUUCUAA
Molecule: messenger RNA, 828 nt
Organism: Aureococcus anophagefferens
Lineage: Eukaryota; Pelagophyceae; Pelagomonadales; Pelagomonadaceae
Exons: 2
Coding region: 1-828 (275 amino acids)
Biological process (GO): DNA-templated transcription
Cellular component (GO): nucleus
Molecular function (GO): nucleic acid binding; zinc ion binding
Source: RefSeq, a predicted model, not a curated record